Messenger RNA from Dichotomopilus funicola, 855 nucleotides. RefSeq lists its product as uncharacterized. NCBI's taxonomy places the organism in Eukaryota, Fungi, Ascomycota, Sordariomycetes, Sordariales, Chaetomiaceae. The transcript has a single exon. The coding region runs from base 1 to 855 and encodes 284 amino acids. The record is from RefSeq and is a predicted model, not a curated record.
AUGCCUUCCAACAAGUACCGUCGGCCGCCCUCAGUGCGCUGGUCCUCCGACGUCCCAUCCACCACCUUUUCUCUCCCUCCGCCCCCGCGUCCUUCAACUCCCCAUCCAUCCGCGGGUUUACUUAAUCCUCCCCCGCCCUCCGACAACACCAGCCAACUCUACGACUUUGUCCGGCAUCCAUACCUCCGAGAUUCCGAAGCCUAUCGUAGUUCGACGCGGAAUCUCUACACACUCGAUCCAGACAGGCCAUGUCGUAGCUCAACCCGAGAGACCUACCCACACGAUACAUUCGGCACUCGGCAUUCGUCAAGCUACUACGCUCCACUCCACAACCAAACACCAUCAUAUUAUGGAUCCCGUGCUAGAUCUGUCUCCCGCGGCCGCGAUCGUGACCGCGAGUACCGCUCCCCUACAACCCCGCGCCCAUACCAUCGCGGCCGAAGCCGAAGCCGAGACCCAAUCUCAACAACCCAUCUCGGAAGCACAAGGCCAUACACCUACCAACCACCGACCACCCCAACCUACGCCACGGGAUACUACAACCCCCCAACCGGUAGUCACACCUACGGUGGCAGCUCGCUGUUGUACGACCCACCCACAACGCUAUACGACCGACCCAGUGGGGGAGGCGCAUACGGUACUCCUACCUAUUCCACAAGUUACCCUCGUCGGGAGUCAAGCAGGCGUAGGAGCUCGUCACUGCCUCGCCGCCGCGAACCACCAGUGACUUUGCGCGAUAGUACGAGUAGGGAGAGGCCGUUUUAUGGGGAGUUGAGGUAUGAAGUGGGCGAGAGGGACUACCCAGAGGGAGCGUGGUUGUAUGAUCCGUUGUCGACGGGGAAUAGGAGGUUUUGA